GUUCGUACUCAUUCGACACACCUCAGUCCAAACACAGUUGCGGGAAGAGUUGUGUGGUCGUUCUCGGCCUGAUCGUUGCAAUAUGUUAUAUUUUAUGGCCAAUACAGUGUUUUCCACGCAAUUUUUAAUCUGAUAUUCUGUUCAGAUGUGAAUCCACUUAACGCAAAGACGUGAUAUUCCCAGUGUGUAACUCGAAUCUUAAUACAAGCAAGUUAAUUACGUUUUUAUCAGCGAACGUAUUUACACUCCUUUCAACAUGCAAAAUCCUGUUGAACAAGGUUUCUAAUCGUUAUAAUAAAAGCCGCGUGCACAGCCAGAGUAUCCGGGAAGUGACCCCAAGGACCCGGCCAUACGUUCGAAUACAUUAAACUCUGUUUUCCUUUCCAAAUACGAGACCACGGGAAAUACGUGUCUGCACGUAUUUUUUUAUACUGAAAUAUUGACGAAGAAAUGGACCGAACUUUCGUCGACGAGGAAACUGGAGAGAGUAUUAAUGUUCCAGCUUCCGACUGUGAGAUACAGCGGCUUCUUAGUUCGGUAAACAAUGCUGAAACGGGAGAGCCAGAGAUCAACGUGAUAGGAUUUGAAAUGACUAAGAAUCGAAAGAUACGCUUUCAGAUCCCUAAAGAGGUGAAGGAAACUUUAUCAACCAAGGACGGUUCUCUAAAGAAAAGCGAAAAUCUAAUGGAACUAGAACCUGUCCCCGUUGGAGCCUCUUUUGGACAAAUAAAUCCAGUUUGCCUGUUUUUCCUCGCCGUUUUAUGUUUCCGAUGGUUUUUGCCCGUGUUAAUGAUAUUCGAAGUAUCGUUGCACGUAUGGGCUCACCGUAAAAAUAAGGCAUUGAAAAAUGCUAGCGUUUACUUUCGUUCACCAUUUCAUGCGAUAUCAUCGGAAUUUUGCGCCCUGUGCCAGAAUGAAACGUGCAUGGACCGCGUUGGGAAAAUGCAACAAAUACGUAUGCACAAAUUUUUGCGACAGUGUAAUUAUAUGAAGAGGGCUGUAACGUGAAAACCUUGCCAUUGAAAGUAUGUAUAUUAUUUUUUUAUUCUAAACACCAUGGAAACACGUGUCACAGAUCGAGCAGCGUUUAACGCUGCUUCAAAGAGAACAUAUCGUAUUAAAUGUAUUUUAGUAUUAUGGAAGUAACAAAAGAUAUUUGUGACUUCUAUUCGUUUAGAUUUUAUUAUUCUACGCCUAAUCCAAUUUACUAACGUAAAUGGAACAAAUUAAGAGUAGCAAUGGUGCAGGAAAAAAUUUUUAUAUCGGGGAAUGUGUAUUACUAACAAUAAUAAUGUAACGAUAUAAAUUUCAUAAUUGUUACGCGUGAAAAUUAGCAUAAUGACGGAAGGAAAUAAUUAUGGCAUCAACUUUAUUGAAGUAUUUGUAUUACAAUUUAUUUUAUAAAUGUAAAAAAAUAAGUUACUCUAUUUUGAUAUACGCGGUUAAAUAUUUUACAUAUUAUAACUAAGUGAACUCAGGCACUUGUUGUCGAAGCAAUAAAGUGUUACCCGAUCUUACAUUUUUUAUGCUUUUUAAAAUAAAAUGAUUCGAUAAACA
Messenger RNA from Osmia bicornis bicornis, 1557 nucleotides. RefSeq lists its product as uncharacterized. The transcript has 3 exons. Lineage: Eukaryota; Metazoa; Arthropoda; Insecta; Hymenoptera; Megachilidae. The record is from RefSeq and is a predicted model, not a curated record. Bases 451 to 1008 code for a protein of 185 amino acids.